Molecule: messenger RNA, 917 nt
Organism: Pieris rapae (cabbage white)
Lineage: Eukaryota; Metazoa; Arthropoda; Insecta; Lepidoptera; Pieridae
Product: chymotrypsin-2-like
Exons: 5
Coding region: 62-865 (267 amino acids)
Biological process (GO): proteolysis
Molecular function (GO): serine-type endopeptidase activity
Source: RefSeq, a predicted model, not a curated record
UUAGUAUAAAUAUGUCGCUGAAAAUAAGAAAUGUUACAUUCAGGACAGGACUGCAAUAAAAAUGUUUUUUCAUUUUGGAAUAUUAAUUCUCUUGUCCCAAGGACUCUUUGGCGAAGUGAACAUUUCGGAAGCUAUAGAUGGAGACAGCCGAAUAAUAGGUGGCGAAGAUGCCACUCCAGGCAUGGCUAAGUACCAAGUCUCUAUACGUUCCCAUAAUGGAGAGAAAGAAUGGCACACUUGCGGAGGUUCUAUUAUAAGUCAACAGUACGUCCUAACUGCCGCGCAUUGCAUUGUUCAGAAACAAGCUGACAAGAUGUCUAUAGUUGUUGGCAGUCACAAGGUCACCAAAGGUGGCGACCGUUACAAGAUUAAGCAAUUGGUGCCUCAUGAGAAUUUUUCAAAAGCCACUAUGAAGAAUGACGUAGGCGUCGUACAAAUCGAAGGCAACAUCCAAUACAAGGACAAUGUUCAACCAGUCGAGUUGUUCAAACAACAGGUACCCUCUGGAACGAAAUGUCUUUUGACCGGUUGGGGAAAAGUAACCAUCAGCGACAACAUUUAUCCGAACGAUCUUCAAAUGUUGUACUUCCGAACUAUGAGUAAUAAGAAGUGUACUGAAAGAUUAACACUACGCGCGUCUGUUCGGCGGGGUUUGCCCCUGGAUGAUGGACAACUCUGCGCUAGGCGUCCCCCCGGCCAAGGCGUAUGCAAUGGUGAUAAUGGUGGGCCCCUUGUUAUUGAAGAGGAUGACAAAUAUCUUCAAAUAGGAAUCGUGUCCUGGGGAGUUCCCUGCGCCACAAACUAUCCAGAUGUAUUUACUUCAGUCCCUGGUAACUACGCUUGGAUACAGAACAAAAUUAAGUGAUCAUAUUCAUAAAUAUUCGACAUUGUAACAUAUGAUCGUAAUAAAAUUUUGA